AUGCCGCUGCUGCUGGUGUUGCCAGUGGUGGGCCUGGCCGCAGCUGCGGUGUGGCGGAGGCGGCAGCGGAACGACAUCUCUUCGACCACUUACUGGUUUGAGGGCGUCGAAUACGACUUGUCGAGUGCCAGCACGAACACCAUCGACGACGAUCCGGACCUGUUCACCUCACCUCCCGCCAUGGCAUGCCGGGCGCCCGACGGCCCCUCGGCGCUCCCGUACUCCAACAUCGUCGACAACACAGAGGGCAUCGGCGCCUUCCACGACAUCGACUUCCCGCCCGGCUGCCGCCUCGUCGCCGACUUCGGCGGCGGGUCCUCGGACAGCGCGCGGCGCUACAUGGAGCGCAGGUACCCCGGCCUGCGCCUGCUCGUCCUGGACCCCUUCAACCGGCCACGGCAGCACAACGAGGCGGCGCAGGAGGCGAUCGUCGCGGCGGGCGGCGUUGACUGCGCGACGUGCAUGUCCGUGUUGAACGUGGUGCCCUACCGCAGGGAGCGCCUCCGGCUGCUGCGCGUGAUGCGGUCCGCGAUGCGACCGGGCGCGCUGGCGUACUUCAAGGUGUGGGCGGGGGCGUGGCCGGUGCGGGGCACGGGCGUGGCCACCACGGACCGCGAGCGCAAGGCGUACCAGGCCAACCGGUGGGCGAGCGGGUUCCUGGACGAGGUCCGGGGGGUGUUCGAGGAGGCGUACGCGGACAACAACCUCAACCUCAUCGUCGCCCGCAAGGCGCUCUGA
Pedinophyceae sp. YPF-701 is the source of this 738-nucleotide messenger RNA. The record is from the annotation of a GenBank genome assembly. NCBI's taxonomy places the organism in Eukaryota, Viridiplantae, Chlorophyta, Pedinophyceae.